This is a messenger RNA of Cryptomeria japonica (Japanese cedar), 471 nucleotides long. RefSeq lists its product as uncharacterized. The coding region runs from base 1 to 471 and encodes 156 amino acids. NCBI's taxonomy places the organism in Eukaryota, Viridiplantae, Streptophyta, Pinopsida, Cupressales, Cupressaceae. Gene Ontology annotation, biological process: DNA integration. The record is from RefSeq and is a predicted model, not a curated record. Gene Ontology annotation, molecular function: nucleic acid binding. The transcript has a single exon.
AUGGCUGACAAUGCUGCUAAUUUCUCUUCUACUGAGAUUUCUUUAUUUUUCUAUGACCAUGGAAUCUCUCUUGCUCACUCUUCUGAUUAUUACCCUCAGGGAAAUGGUCAGGCUAAAUCUAGUAAUAAAAACCUCAUAAAUAUCAUGAAAAAAUUAGUGAGUGAAAACUUCAAGGAUUGGCAUAAAAAGCUAUAUGAAGCCCUUUGGGCUGAUCGUACAUCGCCAAAGCAGGAUAUCAUGAUGUCCCCAUUUGAACUGGUCUAUGGUGUAGGUGCUCAGGUAGCACUUCCUUUGGAACUGGCAGUUACUAGGUUACAAACUAUCAUUGAAGACGCUUACUUUCAGAAUUCUCUAGAAAAACGGAUUAUGCAUUUGAUCCGAAUUGAUGAAAAAAGGGAUAAGUCAGUGGACCAGAUAAUAGAGCAUCAAAUGAGGGUGAAGAAGAUAUUUGACAAGUGGACAAGGACAUGA